This is a messenger RNA of Belonocnema kinseyi, 1367 nucleotides long. RefSeq names its product ras-related protein Ral-a (gene Rala). Gene Ontology annotation, molecular function: GTP binding; GTPase activity; GDP binding. Bases 390 to 983 code for a protein of 197 amino acids. Gene Ontology annotation, cellular component: plasma membrane. Gene Ontology annotation, biological process: Ras protein signal transduction. Lineage: Eukaryota; Metazoa; Arthropoda; Insecta; Hymenoptera; Cynipidae. The transcript is spliced from 5 exons. The record is from RefSeq and is a predicted model, not a curated record.
AAACAUUUUCACGCGCAAAGGCAAACACACAUAUCACACACACGCAUACAAGUGGGUUAGUGAAUAUAAAAAGCUAAAGAGCCCCUAAAAAUAACAAAAUUUCAAGUACAUUAAACAAAUUUAAAAUUGCAAAAAAAAUGGAGAAUUAAAGGCAGAAUCUUUUAAAUUUUUUAUCGGCAAAGUGAGACGAAUAGUUGAAUAUAGUGAAUAGUGUUCCCCAGUGUAUAAUUGACUCCGUGUGUACAUUUUUUUAUAGCACUGGAAUUUACGGAACGCCACUCACGCCGAUGGCAGUGUGACGAACCAGGGCAAACUCACAAGUGGCAAGUAGUGAAUACAGAGUGCUCGAAGUUUUUAUUGUGAUCCGAUUCUGAAAGGCAUAAGCAAAAAUGUCAAAAAAACCAGGAGCUACUCAGGCAUUGCACAAGGUCAUCAUGGUUGGAAGUGGAGGAGUUGGAAAAUCUGCUCUCACUCUACAAUUUAUGUAUGACGAGUUCGUGGAAAACUACGAGCCGACAAAGGCAGACUCGUACAGGAAAAAAGUUGUAUUAGACGGAGAAGAAGUACAAAUCGAUAUUUUGGACACGGCAGGACAAGAAGACUAUGCAGCUAUUAGAGAUAACUAUUUCCGAAGUGGGGAAGGAUUUCUCUGUGUUUUUUCAAUCACAGAAGAUGACAGCUUUCAGGCCACACAAGAAUUCAGGGAGCAAAUUCUCAGAGUGAAAAACGAUGAAAAUAUUCCAUUUUUGUUAGUGGGAAAUAAAAGUGAUCUUCAGGAGAAGAGAAAAGUAUCAUUAGCCGAGGCUCAGGGCAGAUCGCAACAAUGGGGAGUUCCUUACGUUGAAACGAGUGCAAAGACGAGAGAAAACGUCGACAAGGUAUUUUUUGACUUAAUGCGUGCAAUAGCUGCUCGCAAGGCUCACGAGAAUCAAGGGGAAGCGAGUGAACGCAAGAAGGAAGCAAAAUGCUGCACUCUACUUUAACAAAUCUCAAGUAACUUUCGACAGUGUCACAUUAUCCGACACCUCCCAGUGGAACAGGUUUUCUCCCAUUUUACAGUGAUUUUUCGAAAAGUGCGCUUUUUUCCAUACACAAGGGACCGGACAAUGAUGAUUAUCUGACCUAUCUCCAAACUUAAAAAGGCAAACAAAAAAAAACACUAUUUAAAAAGCUAUUUGAGCCAGGAGAGAUUUUUUGUAGCACUUUACUUUUCUUAAACACGAACUUUUUGUAUCUAAUUUAACAAACAAACAAACAAAACUUUUCAGGUGCUAAUAUAAUUAGAUUGUCUCUCUCAAUUUUUAUUGUUCCUACUUUAAGAAUUUAAGACAUGUUUGUAAAUCAUACCACAACUUUUUGUAAAAAAA